GCUGAUGCGUCCUUGCAUGUGAUGGCACUUUAGUCAAAUCAAUCGACUCACUGCUGCAGCCUCCCAUUAAACUUUCCAUGCUGUUGUCCGUCCAAUGGACAACACUUAGGAGGUUUGUGUGGACCGUAUCCGCUCCUGCUCGCUCUUCCGCUGCGCUCCUCCUCUCCACCGUCGGCUCUCCAGGUUCAUAGGGACUCACGCGGCUCGGGGAGCUGGCCUGGGUCUCCUGCACACAUGGAGGGAGACGUUAUGGACAAAGUGGAGGCCACGGCGACGGUCCGUGACUUCGAUCCCAUCAGUGGGAGCAUCCCGGCCACCAAAGUGGAGAUCACCGUGUCCUGCAGAAAUCUUAUGGACCGAGACACUUUCUCCAAAUCCGACCCAUUGGUGGUGUUGUACACGCAGGGCGUCGAGACCAAACAAUGGAGAGAGUUCGGGAGAACAGAGGUGAUAGACAACACCCUAAACCCAGACUUUGUCAGGAAGUACAUCCUGGAUUACUUCUUUGAGGAGAAGCAGAACCUGCGCUUUGACGUAUAUGAUAUUGAUUCUAAAAGUCCAGAUCUGGCAAAGCAUCCCACCGACAUUAACGACUUCCUGGGACAGGUCCACUGUACAUUGGGAGAGAUCGUGGGCUCACCUGCCAGUCGCCUGGAGAAACCUCUCGGUGGCAUACCUGGGAAGAAAUGUGGGACCAUUAUCUUGUCUGCCGAGGAGCUGGGGAACUGCAGAGAUUACGCUACCAUGCAAUUUUGUGCCAACAAACUAGAUAAAAAGGACUUCUUUGGAAAGUCAGACCCCUUCAUGGUCUUCUAUAGAAGCAACGAGGAUGGCACUUUCACCAUCUGCCACAAGACUGAAGUGGUCAAGAACACGCUGAACCCUGUGUGGCAGUCCUUCUCCAUCCCUGUCAGAGCGCUCUGCAACGGAGACUACGAGAGGACAAUCAAAGUGGAGGUGUAUGACUGGGACAGAGACGGGAGCCACGAUUUCAUUGGCGAAUUCAGCACCAGCUACAAAGCGCUGUGUCGAGGUCAAAACCAGUUAAACGUCCACGAGGUGGUGAAUGCCAAGAAGAAAAUAAAGAAAAAGCGAUACAUCAACUCUGGGACGGUGUCCUUGUUGUCAUUCAAUGUGGAGUCAGAGCACACCUUCCUGGAUUACAUUAAAGGAGGGACUCAGAUUCACUUCACAGUGGCCAUUGAUUUCACUGCAUCAAACGGAAAUCCGUCCCAGUCCACUUCACUGCAUUACAUGAACCCGUACCAGAUGAAUGCCUAUGCCAUGGCUCUGAAAGCCGUGGGAGAGAUCAUCCAGGACUAUGACAGUGAUAAAAUGUUCCCCGCUCUGGGAUUCGGUGCUAAGCUGCCGCCUGAUGGAAGGGUCUCCCAUGAGUUCCCUCUGAAUGGCAACACUGAGAACCCGUACUGUAACGGCAUGGGGGGAAUUCUCGAAGCUUACCAUCAAAGCCUUAAGACGGUUCAGCUGUAUGGACCCACCAACUUUGCUCCUGUCGUGAAUCAUGUGGCAAGUUAUGCAGAAGCUGUGCAGGACGGGUCCCAGUACUUUGUUCUGCUCAUCAUCACUGAUGGCGUCAUAUCAGACAUGGCUCAGACCAAGGAGGCUAUAGUGAACGCAGCUAAACUCCCCAUGUCAAUCAUCAUUGUUGGAGUCGGCCAAGCUGAGUUCGAUGCCAUGGUUGAGCUGGAUGGUGAUGACAUCAGGAUUUCUUCGCGGGGGAAGUUGGCAGAGAGAGACAUUGUUCAGUUUGUCCCGUUCAGAGAUUACAUGGACCGCACAGGCAACCACGUGCUGAGCAUGGCGCGGCUGGCUAAAGACGUACUGGCCGAGAUCCCUGACCAGCUGAUUUCUCACAUGAAGAGCAGAGCCAUUAAACCGAACCCCGUCCCACCGGCUUACUCGCCCGGCGACCAAGCCCAGACCAACCCCGUCUGAGCCCAACACACAGCUCCGCGUUGUGGUGGGGCAGGGGCGAGGUCGCCGGGAACCUACCUUCACAACCGUCCUUUGGGAAGAUGGAAACUCUUAAAGGCCCUUUCAUAAAUUUUAAUUUGGCUAAACAAAAUGAUGGUGAGACUCCAUUUUGUUUUGGAGAAAUACAAACCACUUUGGGUGAAUCUGCUGAUGACCAGGGAGAGUUUCUCUCCGUGUGCUUGAGGGUGAGAGCGCUGAGAGGAGUCCGGUGUAGAAGGAGGUUUUAGUUAUUCGCUGUGAAACCUGUCAAAAUGGUGAUGUAAUGGAUAGCAAGUAAACCCGUAGAGAGAGAGCCUGUUUGAAGGCGUACAUAUAUUAGAAUGUGUCAGUGUGUAUCAUGUGUGUGAUACCUUUUGGAAUCGGUGUGUGUUAAACUAGGAUUUGAUAUGUAUACUAAUUUAUUUUAUUUAUUGCAGAAGUCAUUUAUUCCUUUGAGGGGGUUUUAAAGGGUGAGGAUUAAAGUAAUAUUUUCCCUGUAGUUUUCCAUCUUAUAUUUUGUGACCAGUGUAAUAAAAAUAAUCCCCAUUUCUACUUUGAUAAGGACUGUAAUAUAAAAGCAUGUGAUAAAACCUAUUCAGCAGUUUAUGAAUCGUCGUCACUGAUGGAUAACUUUUGAUUGGAAGCAGUUACGUAGAGGACCUGCUGUUGCCAUACUGAUUUUCCAGCACCAUGUCUUAUACGUAUUUCUAAUAUUUAUAUUAACAGAAUGCACUAAUUUCUGUCCAAAUAAUAAGCACAAACGUUAUUACGUUAAUAAGGUCAAAACCAUUAUUUUGAAGGAAUCAACAGCUAUGAUAAUGAAGAUAAGGGAAAGGACCCCGCAUUAUGUUUUAACACAUCAUACAUCGUUUCAAACCGGAUGAAACAGGAAGAAUGUUUAUAAGGAAAUUACUAUACUGAUAUAAUAAAAUGUACUUAUAUUUAUCAUAAAAACAGUAUGUUUACAGAAAAAAGAUGAAUAAUUCAAUGCACAUACUUGCUUUCUAUGUUUGUAUGCAAAAAGGUUCCAUUAUAAGUCAUGCUGCCAUAUCUCAUUCGUCAUCUCGCUGUUUGUGUUUCUUUCCAUUACGUUUGUUGUGGUUGCAGUUUAUUGUCUGGGAUUUUGGGCUGUACUUUUAAAGGACCCUACAAAUACAAAACUAAUGCAUAUUGUUUUCCUCGUUAAUUUGAUUUGUUUCCCUGCAAUGAAAACUGAACAAUCACACAUCUUGCAAUGAGAUAUUUGGGAGCGGAAUGUUUUUUACAGAAAAUAAUCACGAGUCCAUCUUUUCUGAUUCAUUCAAUGUCUUAUGAAUGCGUUGUUUUUACUUUGAAAAUGAAUUUAGUUUUCUCAGAUAACAUUGUUUUACACUAAUGCAGCCCAUUUUCUAACAAAGCAUUAAGAUAUAAUUUUAAUACCUAAGAUACAAUUUAGUUUUACAAUUGAAUUCAAGUCAGUUCACAUUUGUUCUCUGAAUUUCUCUUUAGUGACUGUAUACACAUUUUUAAAGAGAGUUACAGCCAUUGUGCCCCAGUUGCGUACAUCCUAUCUAUUUAUUAUGGCCAUUUAUUCCAUUAGUAUCUCUCAGUCACUCAACAUCUCUAUCCAAAUGUGCCUAUUAUAUGGAAACAUAUCCAAAUUCAGUUACCCAGGUGUUAUUCUGCCAGCAGCAGACGGUCUCAUGUUGAAGAUGUACACACGGAAAAUGUUGUUGAUGAUAAAACUGUUAAAAGAUUAGGACUAUUACAGACUAUUACACGCUGUCUCAACCAGUGUCCUGUACUUUUUAUACUUACAACUCUUCGCUAAUGAUCUUUGAAAUAAUGAGAGAAUAAUGUACUGAGCCUUGUUGUACAACAUUCAAAGUCAAGCCUUGUUUACAACUCAACUGUGGCUGUUAACAUUGUCUCAAGAAAAGAGUAAACAUUCAUGAAUUUCAUUUUGAAGUGAGUUUAUUGUUGAGUUUUGCAUUAUUCAGUCUUGUUUUGUACUUUAAGAGAGUUUCAUUGAACAACACUGGAGAACUAACGUUUACAAAGAGUUGUCGUGUUGUUUUCUGAGAAUGUGAAGCUCAGAUUUCUCACAGUUGUUAUAUUUUGUUUUGUGAGAGCAAAUGUAUUUAUGUAAUUCCUGUCGCUUUAUGAUCUUUGUUAGUUGCAUAAUGUACUCCCAUUGCUUUAGUGCUCUCAGAGAGAAGAUAUAGUAUGAUACUGCAUAAACUCCAGAGGCAUUGAACUCCUUCUAUCACAGGCCCAGAUCCAUAUUUAACUUUUUCUUUCUUGCUUCAUUUUUCAUUAGUGACGACAUUUGUCCCUCAGAAGACAAAGCAACGUUUCAUCUGCUGCCAAAUUCACUUGUUCAUCAGAAAUUAAAUGAGGCCAUUAAGUUUAAUCACAGCAAACACAUAAAUACCAGAAUACCUCUACAGAAAGCCAUUCAAGCCAAAAGGAACUCAUGAAUAUACAUUGAAUACAUUUGUUGAGAAAUAUAUUUAAAGAAGUAUUAUGAAUUACUGACAUAUAUAACCUCUUCAAAUUCUGCUUCUCACCGUGAUACAUUUUCUUUCUCACAUUUUCCUUUUAAAACAAUCAUAGAUGAAUAAUCACUCACAGAAACUGAGUUAGGAAUAGUACGUCACUUUGCACUCAUUAAGUCCGCAUCAGCAUGCAGCUCAUAUACAGUGUGAUAACACAUUUCUGUUAGAAUAGAUUAAAUGAUAUCGUGGAGUUGGGGCCGUAUAUUGUGGGCACUUUUCAGACACAUUUCAUGUAAUUAAUACUGAACGAGAUGGCUUUUUUUGCCCCCGUCCUACUAACAUUGUAUUUUUCUUUUAAAAAACAACUUCCCUCGGUAGUAAAUAAAUAAUCAAUACAUAUGAAAUGAGCACAGUGAUGACACUUAUGCAAUCGUAAAGUUAUUAUGAAAUAUAUUUUUCAGUCUAAAAGAUGUCUUUCCAACAAUACAAUAAAUUAUUUUCUCUCUGUGGAAAUGGCCUUGAUUAUCUCUUCAUUUAGAAUUUUCUUUGAGGCUGAACUCUAAUUAUGUACAUAAGCCCCAUAUAAAGAAUAUUCAGUGCCAACAUGCUUGGCCUCUUUAGACAAUGUGCAUGUUUGUGCCACGAUGGCAGGAGGUUUGGUAGUCUACCUUUAUUCCACCUAAUUAGUGCAUCUGCCAUGUGCUUUGUUUGUUACUUGGGAUGUUGUUUAGAGAUAACAGACACCUCCAGCAUGUUGCAUCUCUGCUUUCUUUUCAUUCUGUUCCUAUGAGACACAUUCUGUAUGGGUGCUUCUUGCCACUACUCCUGUUUUAUCCCAGGUUGUUUACAUACCUCUCUUGGUCUCUGACUUGCAUGCUGAAUAAUUUCCAAACCAGGUGUUGGACAUGAUAUUGUCGUCAUACUGUGGUUUGUGAAAUGCUUUGUAAUGGAUUGCCUUAACUGAAGAUUAAUAAACUAUUGACAACUUUGGCAGAA
Cottoperca gobio is the source of this 5447-nucleotide messenger RNA. It is a transcript of the gene cpne5a, whose product is annotated as copine Va. The record is from RefSeq and is a predicted model, not a curated record. Gene Ontology annotation, molecular function: calcium-dependent phospholipid binding. The transcript has 21 exons. Lineage: Eukaryota; Metazoa; Chordata; Actinopteri; Perciformes; Bovichtidae. Bases 235 to 1956 code for a protein of 573 amino acids. Gene Ontology annotation, biological process: cellular response to calcium ion. Gene Ontology annotation, cellular component: plasma membrane.